AUGGAAAGUAAGGAAGCAGAUAGUAAAUCAAAUGGUCAGAUAGGUGAGAAUUCCUCUCAACUGAAAACACUCUAUUUCAAGUCUAUAUCUACUAACUGAGCUAAGCAUGACCUCCCCUUCAAGGGACUUCAAAGAGAGACUAAUAUCCUCAUGUGUGAAGAAUGUUUAAAAUAAUGUUGAAAAGAAGGAUAAUGAGUCGAUUCUUCCGAUAUUCACAGCUAGAGAAUUUCCUGCUGAGACAGCCCAAGAUGAGCCAGAAAGCAGAAAUUUAAAAACUCAGGAUUAUAUUUCCAAAAAGAAGCAGGAAGCUGAUACUAAUCUCACUAAUUUCUUUAAAAGUAUCCAUGAGAUCCUUUAUGACAUUGAAGGCAGGAAACUCCAAGAGGUAGACGAGAAGAUUAAAGAUGCUUUUGGUCGAAACCUUAAUUUCAGCGAACUCCAACGCACCAUUAAGGUCUUGCAAGAGAAAUCAGAGAAGGUCAAGAAGAGGAUCGAUAAAGACGAGUUUCAUAAAAUUGUAAGCAAAAAGGAUGAAUACCAGGACUUGAUCAAUGAUAGUGACAAUGUUAUCCUUGAUGCCCAGGUAUACCUAGAGAAGACCUCCAGCCUUGGCCCUGACUGGAAUAAAGAUUUUAUCAACAUUUUUGGACUUGAUAUUGCACUUGAGGAGUUAAUAAGAGAGUAUAUCAGGUUCCAAAAUUAACCUCUCUCUUCAAGAAGGAAAGCUAAUAUUGUAGUUCAAUAAUAAAUC
Molecule: messenger RNA, 751 nt
Organism: Moneuplotes crassus
Lineage: Eukaryota; Ciliophora; Spirotrichea; Euplotida; Euplotidae
Source: the annotation of a GenBank genome assembly